AUGGCACUGUUGAUCCUCACCAUCAUGAUGGUUUUGGUGGUUGUGUAUCUGUAUACAGUAAUCGCAUUCAAUUUCUUCCGAAAGUUCUUUGUUCAAGAAGGUGAAGAUGGUGAGGAACCGGAUCGCAAAUGCCACAACAUGCUCACGUGUUUCAUCUACCACUUCUACGCUGGUGUGCGAGCUGGUGGGGGUAUUGGAGACGAAUUAGAAUCACCAUAUGGAGAUGAACUCGAAUACCCACGAAUGUUCUAUGAUAUCUCGUUCUUCUUCUUUGUCAUCGUUAUUCUUGUUGCCAUCAUGCAAGGUUUGAUCAUCGAUGCCUUCGGUGAACUUCGUGAUCAGCAAGAAUCAGCGACAGAAAAACUCGAAUCGUCAUGCUUCAUUUGUGACAUUGGCAAAGAGACAUUCGAUCGAUUGCCAAGAGGAUUCGAAAUCCACACUACCAAGGAACACAACUUUGCCAACUAUCUAUUCUUCUUGCAACACUUGGUUAAUAAAGACGACACUGAAUACACAGGUCAAGAAACAUACGUUCGAGAGAAAUAUGAUAAUAGGUUUGUGCCCUUUCCAAUUAAGUUUUUCCGAAUACUUAGAGAAAUGUGGUAG
Molecule: messenger RNA, 606 nt
Organism: Cooperia oncophora
Lineage: Eukaryota; Metazoa; Nematoda; Chromadorea; Rhabditida; Trichostrongylidae
Source: the annotation of a GenBank genome assembly